AACAUCCGGUUGAAUGCUAACACUGCUUGUUUGUUUAUUCACGGAAAAUAAAAAUUCUGAAAGAAAUUGGCAACCAAGAUGGCGGCGAGGUGUAUGCAGCCUUUCCUCCUGAAGCACCAGGACAGCGGAUGUGAGCGCCAGCCCUGCCCUAAAGGUGACGUCUGCAACUUGAACCUGCGACAGGUGUUGGGCUUCAAUGGGGAGGUCCGAUGUGGCUUGAUCAUCCACACAACAGGUCAACAGGUCAUUUACCCUGUAGGUCACAACAUCGUUAUAGAGGAGCUGGUGGGACCUAAGACGGGGGCACAACAGAUUCUUACAGGGCAUACGAACAUGAUCACUGCCCUGGCUCUGUCGCAUGACGGUCAGUUUCUGGCCAGUGGUCAGUUGAUCUCACACGAGAGUAAGGCACCCAUCAUCAUGUGGGACUGGUGCAGCAAGCAGAAGCUGAUGGAGUGGGCGUUACAUAAGACGAAAGUGGAAGCCUUGACCUUCACCUGCACCAACAAGCACCUGAUCUCCCUGGGCGGGCAGGACGACGAGACGAUCGCCGUGUGGAGCGUGCUGGAGCGGAAGCCGGUCUGCGGCAAGGUGGCCACGCUCAAACGCUCCGGCAUCAUGCACUGCGUCGCUGCCUCCAAGAUCAACGAGUCGCUCUUUGCCUCGGCCGGCGACAGCUACGGUAGGAUCUGGACGUACAACAUCAACGAGAGGACGCUGGAUCACAUCGAGUUCCGGUUUCACGCCCUCUCCAGGGUCAUCAUCUGUAUGGAGAUAAUUGAUUACGAGAGCUCAAAGUUUCCCAUCAUUGUGUGCGGGACAACAUCCGGUGACAUCAUGGUGUUUCAUGGAACUGGGGGAGCUCUUCAGUGUGUGGUCCCCACUAAACAGCUGAGUUCUGGCAUCACAAGCCUGAGCUACACACGUAUGCUGGACGACAACGUCUUCUGUCUACUGGUGGGGACGGGGGAGUGUAAGAUGGGCUACUACACACUGACCAUGUCCUUCGUCAAGGGAAACUCGGCGGCAGGGAAAAUGGUGCCGUACAAAGGCUUCAAGAUGUGGUCCAGUGAUAGAGACUCCUCGGCCAUCACAUCCAUCUCAAAGGUGGGGGUGGGGCACCAGUUCUACAUCGGCACCAAGAACUGCCAGAUCUACAGGUUCAGCCUGGCCAAGUGGACGGCAGAGCUGGUCCGUACCAGCAGUAACAGGCCUGUCAAUUCCAUCACGUUCCCGCGGGCAACAGACGAGCUGAUGGUGGUGGGGGAGUUUGAGAACGUGCGCGUGUUUAACCUGAAGAUCAUGCUCGAGGUACGCAGGUACUUCCGGGCCAACCGGAACUGUCACGUGGUCGCCCUCAGCCACGACGGUACCAACAUCUUCACGGGCUGGGACAACGGCGAGACCAUCAUCCUGGGGUUCGAACCCACGGGCCUGGGACUGAGGGAGGUGUACCGUAUCGAUUCUUCACAAAAACAGGCUGUGACGGCUCUGUCCUUGACCUCGACCUCUGACCUACUUGUCACCGGCGGUAACGACGCCCAGUGCCGCGUCUGGCGUCUGGUGACUGACCUUGACAGCAGAUGUAAGAAGCUGCACCAAGGCCUUCUGCUGUACACGAUGCUGGACCAAUCAGGACCGAUCACAUCCAUCAGGGUGUCAGACGACGACAAGAUGUUCAUCUCUACCAGUGUGGACGGGACGGCGGCCAUCUACAACCUGACCAAGGGCCUGAGACAGCUGUUGGUCAAGGUCAACAACAGCCUGACCGGUGCUGACUUUCUGACGGACAACUGCCAGUUCAUCGUCAGCGGUGCCAGCGGAAAGAUCUUCAUCUAUGAGGUGAGUCAGUGGCAAGAUCUUCAUCUAUGA
Messenger RNA from Physella acuta, 1872 nucleotides. RefSeq names its product cilia- and flagella-associated protein 52-like. Gene Ontology annotation, molecular function: protein binding. The record is from RefSeq and is a predicted model, not a curated record. NCBI's taxonomy places the organism in Eukaryota, Metazoa, Mollusca, Gastropoda, Physidae.